Molecule: messenger RNA, 1867 nt
Organism: Metschnikowia bicuspidata var. bicuspidata NRRL YB-4993
Lineage: Eukaryota; Fungi; Ascomycota; Pichiomycetes; Serinales; Metschnikowiaceae
Gene: GAL1
Product: galactokinase
Exons: 1
Coding region: 1-1548 (515 amino acids)
Biological process (GO): carbohydrate phosphorylation; galactose metabolic process
Cellular component (GO): cytoplasm; cytosol
Molecular function (GO): galactokinase activity; ATP binding
Source: RefSeq, a predicted model, not a curated record
AUGGUGAAUGUCCCUUCCGUCCUGGAUGUCAGUUUCUACUCCGAUCAAAAAGGACAAGAGUCUAGGUACGCCUCUGUCAGGCAGAAGUUUUCCAAGACAUUCGGUGUUUCACCACUGUUUUUCGCCCGGGCCCCCGGCAGGGUCAAUUUGAUUGGCGAGCACAUCGACUAUUGCCAUUUUUCCGUGUUGCCCAUGGCCAUCGAGGUCGAUGUGAUUGCGGCCGUUGCACCUUCAGGAACACAGACAAUCACCAUUGCCAACACCAACACGAAAUUCGUCACGACAGAAAUCCGGCUUCCGCAACCCGCAGAUGCAGACAUCCCCAUCAAUAAGGACCUGCCUCUGUGGGCGGACUAUUUCAAAUGCGGACUUGUGGUGGCACGGAACUACAUGCGCGACACUGGGAAAGGAAAUAUCCAGACAUCCGGCGCCAUGGCCGGCUUCUACGCUCUUUUUGACGGAACCGUGCCUGCCGGAGGCGGCCUCUCAUCAUCGGCAGCCUUCUGCAUUGCAGCCACUCUAGCGGUGCUCCAAGUGAACGGCGUCACAGGCAUAUCGAAGGCCGAUCUCACGAAAAUCACCGUUGUAUGCGAGCACUACGUGGGUUUGAGUAACGGCGGCAUGGACCAGAGCGCAUCGAUCAACGGCGAGCCUGGGAAAGUCAUGCUCAUUUCUUUCAAGCCGCACCUUGCAGCCGUGCCGUUUGCGCUUCCAUCCACCAAUCCGGAAACCGUGUUUCUCAUUUCCAAUUCGCUAGUAACUGCCAACAAAACCGAGACGGCGCCUAGUAACUACAAUUUACGGGUGGUGGAAGUGGCCGUCGCAGCCGACAUCAUCGUGCAUCGUUUCGGCUUGGUUGUGGACAAAGACUCGAACAUUGGAACUGCUACGUUGCGUGGUGCAUUUGACGCCUACUUCACGCAAACGCUCGGCAAGGAGCCUUGGGACGGCACGGACAUUGACGUGGGCAUUUCCAGGCUUCAGCAAAUGCUACAGGUGGUGGACCAAAUGUACAGUGAUGCGGAAAAACGCGCAGGUUUGUCCGUGGACGCGGCCGUGGCAAAGGCCGGCGCAGCCAGCCGCGCAGAUUUCGAGCACACCUACUUGUCGCAUUUUCCCGUGCGUUUCGCCAAGCUCCAAAUAUACCGCCGCACACGCCACGUCUUUAGCGACAGCAUGCGCGUACUCGAAACACUUCGUGAAGCGAGGCAGUUUGCGGGUGACUCCCGGGGAUUCCUCCAAAAAGUUGGGGCGUUGAUGGACGAGUCGCAGGUGCUGACGCGCGACAUGAACAUGGCGUCCACGGAAGAAUGCGACGCCCUCUGCGAGGUGGGCCGGGCGCACGGCGCGUACGGGUCACGUGUCACGGGCGCCGGGUUUGGCGGGUGCGUGGUGCACGUGACCACCGCCGACAGGCUUCAGCGCCUCAGGCAGGCCCUUGUGGACGAAUACUAUAAGCGGCGGUUCCCAGCCCUUAGCGAGGCCGAUCUUGCCGAGGCCAUUGUGGUGUCGCGGCCGGCAAUGGGUGCCUGUAUAGUAUACAUGUAGGACCUAGAAUACACAAACAUUUUAUUAAAUCCGGGAAGCGAGACUAAUUCUCACUGUGCGCGUACAUUGUCAGCGCAAAAAGGGCAAAACAUAGAUCGAGCAAUAUACUCGGGUCAUUGUCGUCCAUCUACCAGAUGAAACAUGUGUCACGCCACCACCUUUGUAAUCUUGAAGAAUAUAGCAACUAUUGUACGGAGUGCGUGCCGAAUACGGCACCAUGAUAUCCUUUGGUCCGCCUUCCCCGCAGAGUCAUGGCUACUUACACCCGGAUUUUUUAAGAUUUCGGCUCGCAAGCCCCGAGCUCGCUUGCUAUUGGCUU